GGUCGUUUUGACAUGUCUUCUUAUAAUGUUUAAUUUUUACGAUGCUUUGUGCAAUGAAAAUAAACAGACUAACCGGAAUUCCGAAAAUGAAAGUCAAGACACAAAACACAGUGAUGCAAAAACCUCAAGUACUAAAAUACUACCAUCAAAAGAAAUCAUUGUGCCAAUAUCUGGAAACAAAAAUGUUCUAACAAAUGACAAAAAUGAGCCCCGAGACGUAAAUAACAUACUUACCGAUAUAGCAUCCAUUGGUAAUAGUAAAAACAACACAAAAUCAAUUGAAAAAAUCAGACACUUGGUGAAUGAAAUAUCUAAGCAGAAUAAAAUUAAACACAAUGUUGAAAUAAAUGGUAUUAAAUGUUCGGAAAAACAACAACCUCCAAAAAUGUACAAUUCUAAUGUGAAAACAGAUUUGAGGUACAUUGAACCAAUAACUGACAUAGAAACAAAAGAAACGGUUGAGCAUGUUUGUCCUAAAAAUCCUACAAAAGUUAGUAAAAAUGACCAGCUAGUAACUGAAAAUGCAAAACUAGUUUUACCUAAAAAUAACAUUAUAAAGAAAGAAGCUGUUGAUUAUUCUAAACCUUUAAAACUUGUGAACAAUGAAAAACUCGUUACUAAGGAUGUAAAAAUACUGUUGAAACAUGUUGAACCAAGAAAUGAGACUACAAAAAAACAAACCGUCUACAAAAUAUAUGUUAAGAAACCGAAGCCAAUAUCGAAUGAAGAUAAUAAAGCAACAACUGAUAAUAGAGCUCAGAAAACAUUGGUAACAAAUACAAGGCGCGGAGGAGAUACAUCAGACCAUUAUGGUAACAAAGCAGGAACCAUGUCAAAAGAUCGCAAUAAAAUCGAAAUAAAAGAACAUAUUUAUGAAGAAGAAUUAGUAAAGCAGCCAAAUACUCAAGACUACCCAUGCAGCUGGUACAAUGGACAGAAUUAUAAUCAAAACGAUAGAAACAGAAACGUAUAUCUAGGAAACGAAGGUUAUGAUGGUAAUUAUUAUAUAAAUGACAUUAAUUAUCAAUUUCCUUCUCCAUGGUACUUUGGUGACAAUCAGAAAUACUAUACCAAUUCCUGUCCUUCAAAUCUGGAAAGCAGUGUCGUAAACACAGAUUGUACAAAAUAUACAAAAACUAUCCUUGAUAGACACACUUUAAUAAAUAUAAAACAAAAUAAAGAACUGCUUAAGAGUGUAAGCGAAAACAGAAAAGAUAUUAUACGGAUAGAAAGUCCUGAUUAUUACAAAAACUAUUACAGUGAGAUGCACACACAAUAUUAAAGUGACAAUAGAGUGGAGAA
Messenger RNA from Leguminivora glycinivorella, 1302 nucleotides. RefSeq lists its product as uncharacterized. The coding region runs from base 26 to 1282 and encodes 418 amino acids. Lineage: Eukaryota; Metazoa; Arthropoda; Insecta; Lepidoptera; Tortricidae. The transcript is spliced from 3 exons. The record is from RefSeq and is a predicted model, not a curated record.